AUGGCCCUCCAAUCCGCCAAACGCGACCUGCGCAAGCGCAUGCGCCAGAUCCUCGGCCAGAUCCCAGCGACUGCGAUCGCACAACAAUCGCGCGUGGCUACUCAGCGGUUCUUGUCGCUGGCCGAGUACCAGAAUGCCCGCAGCAUCGCCGUCUAUCUGUCGAUGCCCGCCGGGGAACUGUCCACCACGGGCAUUGUCCACGACGCCCUCCAGCGCGGCAAACAGGUCUACAUUCCCUAUAUCUACCCUGUUGAUUCUACAUCAGUGAUGGCCAUGCUCUCCCUCGCAUCAGUGGCCGAGUUAGAGGCCCUACAGCCCGAUCGAUGGGGCAUUCCGUCCUUGUUGCCCGCGCAGGUCGCCGGCCGACCCGACUGCUUCGCAACCGCUACGGGACUCGAUCUCAUCGUCAUGCCGGGCAUGGCCUUCGAUCAGGGAUUCCGACGACUCGGACAUGGCAAAGGAUAUUAUGAUCAUUUUCUAACGCGAUAUUCCCAAUGGAACCAGAAGACAAGCCAGACCCCCCAGAAGAUGCCAUUCCUCGUUGCCCUGUCUCUCCAGGAGCAGAUGAUGACCGCGAACCCGAUCCCCGUGGGCGAGCAUGACUGGCUGGUGGAUGCGAUAGUGGUGGGCGAUGGGCGGUAUCUCACUCGGAGCGGAUGA
Molecule: messenger RNA, 660 nt
Organism: Penicillium lagena
Lineage: Eukaryota; Fungi; Ascomycota; Eurotiomycetes; Eurotiales; Aspergillaceae
Product: 5-formyltetrahydrofolate cyclo-ligase
Exons: 2
Coding region: 1-660 (219 amino acids)
Biological process (GO): tetrahydrofolate interconversion; folic acid-containing compound biosynthetic process
Cellular component (GO): mitochondrion
Molecular function (GO): 5-formyltetrahydrofolate cyclo-ligase activity
Source: RefSeq, a predicted model, not a curated record